GGUUCUGAAAUUCACUGUUUUACUUUUGUGUUGAGAGGUACAAUUUCAAGGUAAAGAUGGCUACAGUAAUUGGGUGCUCUGUUGAGUCUUUAAAAGGAAAUCAAGGUGUUGGAGCCACAAAGGUAAUAAUAUCUCUCGACCCCAUCCAAUUGAAUGCCAAUCCAUGUCAGAGACCGGGAAAAGGGGCGCUUACAGAACCUAAACAGAGACAUCUUCUGUUGUGUUUCUCCAUCUAUAUAUCAGAGUGACGCCAAGAGAGCAGCUUUUGUGAUCAUACUGAUCAUGAUCAUAUCGCCAUGUUGUGAUAAGGCCGGGUUGAAGAAAGGGCCUUGGACUCCAGAAGAGGAUCAGAAACUUUUGGCUUAUAUUGAAGAACAUGGCCAUGGAAGCUGGCGUUCUUUGCCUGAGAAAGCCGGUCUCCAAAGGUGUGGAAAGAGUUGCAGACUCAGAUGGACUAACUACCUAAGACCUGACAUCAAGAGAGGCAAAUUCACUGUACAAGAAGAACAAACCAUCAUUCAACUCCACGCUCUCCUCGGAAACAGGUGGUCAGCGAUUGCAACUCAUUUACCAAAGAGGACAGACAACGAGAUCAAGAACUACUGGAACACACACUUGAAGAAACGUCUGAUCAAAAUGGGGAUAGAUCCAGUGACUCACAAGCACAAAAACGAGACUCUUUCGUCUUCCACAGGACAAUCAAAGAACGCAGCCACGCUUAGUCAUAUGGCUCAAUGGGAGAGUGCAAGACUCGAAGCUGAAGCAAGGCUAGCUAGAGAAUCAAAGCUUCUCCAUUUACAGCAUUACCAAAACAAUAACAACCUUAACAAAUCAGCAGCUCCUCAACAACAUUGCUUCACUCAAAAAACAUCAACAAACUGGACUAAACCAAACCAAGGAAACGGAGACCAACAGCUUGAAUCUCCGACAUCGACGGUGACAUUCUCUGAGAAUCUUCUGAUGCCUUUAGGAAUCCCUACGGAUAGCAGCAGAAAUAGAAACAAUAACAACAAUGAGUCCUCGGCGAUGAUUGAAUUGGCCGUAUCUUCGUCAACCUCCUCCGAUGUGAGUCUGGUCAAAGAACAUGAACACGACUGGAUUAGGCAGAUCAACUGUGGUAGUGGAGGAAUAGGAGAAGGAUUCACGAGUCUAUUGAUCGGUGAUUCGGUCGGCCGGGGUUUACCCACCGGGAAAAACGAAGCGACGGCGGGCGUGGGGAAUGAGAGUGAGUAUAACUACUAUGAGGAUAACAAGAAUUACUGGAAUAGCAUUCUCAACUUGGUUGAUUCUUCACCGUCCGAUUCCGCGACGAUGUUCUGAUCUAAGGGUCUUCAACCAAACAUUUUUAAUUCUCAGAUUGUUUUUUAAAUGUCGAUAGCUUUCCAAUACUUUUUACUUAUCUUUAUUUUCUUUAUAAACUAUUAUAUAUAUAUAUAUAUAUAUAUAUAUGGGAUGAAAAUGAGCUUAAUUUUAGUAUUCGUUUUUGCAGAAUUGCAUGUAGCAAACCUGCAAAUCCAAUUUACAAUUUAUAUAUUAUGCUUUU
Messenger RNA from Arabidopsis thaliana (thale cress), 1543 nucleotides. RefSeq names its product myb domain protein 106 (gene MYB106). Gene Ontology annotation, biological process: regulation of cutin biosynthetic process; regulation of DNA-templated transcription; regionalization. The record is from RefSeq and is marked reviewed. Bases 154 to 1320 code for a protein of 388 amino acids. Lineage: Eukaryota; Viridiplantae; Streptophyta; Magnoliopsida; Brassicales; Brassicaceae. Gene Ontology annotation, cellular component: nucleus. The transcript has 5 exons.